UCAGUGGAAGCCGACGAAGUCAUAAACAAGUGCUCCAACGGAAGGUUCCUCGUAGCUGCAUUUCCACUCGCGCACUCGCUCCCGGUCAGUCUUCGUCGCGGUCCCGCAUCGCUCUCUCCUCCCACGCUGCCCGUCCUCCGCAUCUUCCUCCUCCGGGCCGUUGCCGCCGCCGUCCGCCACGCAGCUGAGCAGUCUCUGCAGGUCCGUCGUUCUCGGCUGCGCCGCGACGAAGAAUGGACAGGCUCGACGGUUCUGCCCGUCUUAUGAUCGUUUCGGAUCUUGACCAGACGAUGGUCGAUCACCAUGAUCCGGAGAACUUGGCCUUGCUUCGCUUCCAGGCGCUCUGGGAGUCGGAGUACUCCCAGGAUUCUCUGCUGGUGUUCUCCACCGGAAGAACACCGGUCAGUUACAGGGGUCUGAGGAAGAUAAAGCCUUUGCUCACUCCGGACAUCACCAUCAUGUCGGUGGGCACCGUGAUAGCGUAUGGUGAGGAGAUGACUCCUGAUGUUGGCUGGGAGGAAUUGCUGAAUAACAGGUGGGAUAAGGAUAUUGUUGUUCAGGAGACAGCUAAGUUCCCUCAGCUAAAACCUCAGGCAUAGAGGAAUCAAGGUCCUCACAAGGUCAGCUUUUUUGUUGACAAGCAGGGUGCUCAGGAAGUGAUUAAUUCUCUUCCCCAGAAACUGCAGGAAUGUGGGCUAGAUGUGAAGAUAAUCUAUAGUAGCGGGGAGGCCCUAGAUGUAUUGCCACGAGGUGCGGGGAAAGGGCAGGCUCUUGUAUAUUUACUUGAGAAGUUCAAUUUGUGUGGGAAACCACCAAGCAAUGUUCUUGUGUGUGGUGACUCUGGAAAUGAUGCGGAUUUAUUCAGCGUUCCAUCUGCCUAUGGUGUCAUGGUCAGCAAUGCCCAAGAGGAGCUUCUUCAGUGGUAUGAAGAUAAAGGAAGGGAUAACUUUAAGAUGAUUCAUUCAACUGAGAGAUGCGCUUCUGGUAUCAUGCAAGCUAUUGCACACUUCAAACUAGGACCUAGUGUGUCUGUAAGAGAUCUUGAAUUCCCAUACCUGAAGGUAGACACCAUCAAGCCUGCGGAUAUAGUGGUGAAGUUUUAUGUUCUCUAUGAGAAGUGGCGGAGGGGCGAGGUUCAGAAUUCUCCAUCAGUUAUGCAGUACUUGAAAAGCAUUACUCAUCAAAAUGGCACACUGAUACAACCUUGUGGAACUGAGCGGUCACUUCAUGCAUGCAUUGAUGCACUGAGUUCAUGCUAUGGUGACCAACAAGGAAAAAAGUUCCGAGCAUGGGUGGACCGCCUUGUUUCAUCACCGAUUGGUACAAGUAACUGGUUGGUGAGGUUUGACAAUUGGGAGAUGGAAGGUGAUGCGCAAUAUUGCUGUCGGACAACUCUUCUGGUGAAUAUGAAGCCCAAGACUCCAGAGGGCUUGGAACUGACACACAUCCACAAGACUUGGCUUGAAGGAUAUUCUGCAGGGAGUGACCAUGCGUUCAUCUUAUAGAUCAUCUAACCACUUGCAGUAUAUGCACCACUUGCAGUAUAUGCACGGGAUCUCUGAAAGUCAAGAUAGAAUGACAAAUGUACUGGUACUUGUGUAAGUGGACCUCACGGCUGAUUCGAACUACUGUACCGUUGUGGUGCUCCCAGAGAGGGCCUAUCCUCAUAUCGAUUUCGUGUGCAACAAAGAAUUGUUCAACGAUUCUAUCUCAUGAAGUUGUGAAGAGAUACCUAAAUUAGGGGAAUCAUCUCAUUGCACUAGAAUGUUGUAGUUACACAGAAUCAUUUGGCGAUGUACUUGAUGCUCGCGAGCUGGUGCAAGUGGGCACCAAUCCUUGCCCGGGACA
This is a messenger RNA of Lolium perenne, 1848 nucleotides long. The record is from RefSeq and is a predicted model, not a curated record. Lineage: Eukaryota; Viridiplantae; Streptophyta; Magnoliopsida; Poales; Poaceae.